CGACCAUUGGUAUCAGCUGGUGGUUUCGUCAGAUGGUAUCGUGAAUCCUAUAAUAUCACAUCGAUCAUCGCGCAGAAGAAAAAGAUUCAAGAUGAGCGGAGGAAUGCCAGAGUUGGGCUCGAAGAUUAGUUUAAUAUCGAAAGCGGAUAUUCGUUACGAGGGCCGGCUGUUUACUGUUGAUCCUCAAGAAUGCACGAUUGCUUUAGCUAAUGUACGUUCGUUCGGAACUGAAGAUCGAGAGACCCAACUACCAGUGGCACCACAGAAUCAAGUAUAUGAGUAUAUUUUAUUCCGUGGUUCAGAUAUAAAAGAUAUUCGAGUGGUUAACAAUGUCAGCUCUAUUCCAAAUGAUCCAGCCAUUGUGCAGAUGACGGUGCAACCGUCUAUGAGCCAGCAGUCGUACCAGCCACAACCUAGUUAUGCUCAUCCAAUGAUGGGUCAGAUGGGUCCUGUGGGUGGUCAAUAUGGGACACCCUAUGGCAUGACAAUGGGUACUAUGGGGCCAGUAAUGGGAAUGCCAACUGCUGCAAGGGAUCCUCGUGGACCAAUAAAUAAACAGCCAAGUGAGUUGAGCUUGGGCUCUGCCGAACCCAAUGCCAUCUCUAUCCCAAACUCACUACCAACGGCCAAUGUCAACCCAUUACCAAAAGACCAAUCUCUGGAAGAUGGUGUAUUAGAUCUUAUUAGCGGUGGUUCACGAUCUACAACUCCAACUUCAUCCUUAUUGACACGAAAAAGUCCAACCAUGGAUCAGGGUAUUCAGGUAGGCCAUCAGCAGCAGCAACAACAAGGCGGUAAUAUUGGCAAACUCAAUGACAAGACAAACAUGAGAAACAUUCAAUCUACCCGACGUGAUCACGACAGUCACAGCGGUAACAAGCCCGGAGGUAUUGUGCACCAGUAUAACGAAGGAAAGCGUGAUCCGAUGAAGCAAGAUGGUCAAAUGCAAGGUCAAGGUAACCAUGCGCAAGGUAACCGAGGGAAUCGUGGUGGAUGGAUAAAUCGUGGAAAUAUGCGAGGAAGAGGAAGAGGUCGCGGUGGUUUUAGAAAUCAACCUGGUAAUACUGGCGCCAAACCGAAGAAUACAUUGAAAUUUGAUAACGACUACGAUUUUGAGCAAGCUAACACCGAGUUUGAGGAAUUGAGAUCGCAGUUGGCGAAGACAAAGAUUGAUUCUGGUGCUGAUAACGAGAAGAAGGAUGACAGCGGUAACGAGACUGGAGCAGGCGAAGGGGAACCUGAGGAGGAGCCGGAAAUUGUUCAUUACGAUAAGUCGAAAUCAUUCUUUGAUAACAUCAGCUGCGAAGCUGUCGAGAGAAGUAAAGGUCGUUUCCAACGUACGGACUGGAGGACAGAGCGCAAAUUGAACUCUGAAACGUUUGGUGUGUCGUCAACGAGGCGUGGUGGUUUUCGCGGACGCGGUUAUUAUAACCGUGGAAUGGGGGGCAUGUAUCGAGGCGGUGGUGGUACCGGUUUCCGCGGUGGUUACAGAGGUUCCAAAGGUGGGAAUCGUAAACCCGUGAACCAACAACAACCGGAUAAUCCUGGCAGUCAAAAUCAAUGCACGACCAACGAACAAUCCACUACUCAAUCGCAGCAGAAUAGUCGCGUUGUAUCAUUUUGAACGAGCAACGUGCUACUAUAAAUAUAUAUAUAAGUAUUUACUUUAGAUUAAGAUUUUUACGAUACGUGCUCUGCCCUUACGGACUGAUUCGAAUUCGAGUUUGAAAAGGAUUCAAUGAUUUCAAGGAAAUAAAAUGAAAGAACAAACAAGAAAGAUAAAGAGUUCUUUGAGAGAACUUUUAUCUCUAAGAGUCUUUUUGUAUUGCCAUGCAGGAAUAUCGGUAGGGUAUUAAUCGAUGCUUUGCAAGAUCUGCGUUUAGAGUUUCUCGACAAAACAAAUAUGAAUCUUAUUGUUGUAAGUAGUUAAUUUUCAAAAACUCGAUAUUCAGAGCCGUCGUGUCCUACGAGUUAAGAGAAAAAAAAAAUCGUCGAAUGCUUAUGAAUGUAACAAGUACAAUACGCGCCGGACGGUAGAAUGUUUGUAAAACAUACGUGAUGUAACCGUUGUAAACACUUGAAAUUAUACUCGUACGAACGUUUAGUAACUCGACAAGCAUGCAACUACGACUAAGAAGAGAACAAUAAGAAUCUCAAGGGAAAUUUUUGUAAUACGACAGGCGAGAACGCGGUAUCUAUAAAGAUCUCGAGGAGGAUGGUAAUAAAAAUGACCAAUUAAUUUUUUUGUGUUGCAUGUAUUGUGUAUUCAGUUGAAAC
Messenger RNA from Colletes gigas, 2277 nucleotides. It is a transcript of the gene tral, whose product is annotated as protein LSM14 homolog A. Gene Ontology annotation, biological process: P-body assembly; cytoplasmic stress granule assembly. NCBI's taxonomy places the organism in Eukaryota, Metazoa, Arthropoda, Insecta, Hymenoptera, Colletidae. Gene Ontology annotation, cellular component: P-body. The transcript has 7 exons. The record is from RefSeq and is a predicted model, not a curated record. Bases 92 to 1624 code for a protein of 510 amino acids. Gene Ontology annotation, molecular function: mRNA binding.